AGGAAUUACAGGCACUGCCUCUCUCUCUCUCCAGCACUUCACCAGGAGAAGCAAUAGGAUGGUGUGUGUGUUUGCUGAGGAGACAUGACAACGUUGUGACAUUGUGUUUGCUGAGGAGACAUGACAACGUUGUGACAUUGUGUUUGCUGAGGAGACAUGAGAAGGUUGUGUCAUUGCACGGGAGGAGUCUCAAUGUGGACAAGCCUCAGCCAGGCUCCCAGCCCCCGAGCUCUCAAUUGGGACAUUGUAUCCAGGAGUCGGCCCUGAUUCCUCCCCGUCACCCCCGUGUGUUUAUGUGGUUGGAAGGGGCCGGCUGGGCCAGGAGCUGACACUCAGGCAGGUGUUUAUGGAGAAGAGCGGAUGCAGUCCUUUCCCAAUGUGCUGGGCUAAAGAAUAUGACCGACACCUAGCAUCCAGUAAGGCUAUGGCUGCAGCUUACCUGGACCCAAACCUAAACCACACUGUGAGCACAAACGGCAAGUCCCGGCUAAGCACAGGCAUGGAGCGAUCUCCUGGAGCUAUCGAAAGAGUCUUAAGAGUCUUCCACUACUUUGAAAGCAACAAUGAACCAACAACAUGGUCCAGCAAUAUCAGACACGGGGAUGCGACAGACGUCAGGGGUAUCAUACAGAAGAUUGUAGACAGUCAUAAAGUGAAGAAUGUGGUUUCCUAUGGGAUACGGCUCAGUCACUUGCACUCAGAGGAGGUUCACUGGUUGCACCCGGACAUGGGGGUGUCACACGUUAGAGAGAAAUAUGAACAGUCUCAUCCGCCAGAAGAAUGGAAGUACGAGCUCAGAAUUCGAUAUUUGCCUAAAGGAUUUCUAAACCAGUUCACAGAAGACAAACCCACACUGAAUUUCUUUUAUCAGCAGGUAAAAAACGAUUAUAUGUCAGAAAUAGCCGACCAAGUGGACCAAGAGAUUGCUCUGAAAUUGGGCUGUUUGGAAAUCAGGAGAUCCUAUGGGGAGAUGAGAGGCAAUGCCCUGGAAAAGAAAUCCAACUAUGAAGUUUUAGAGAAAGACGUCGGCCUGAAGAGAUUUUUUCCAAAGAGUUUACUGGAUUCCGUAAAGGCAAAAUCCCUUAGAAAGUUGAUUCAACAGACAUUUCGACAGUUCGCCAAUUUGAACAGAGAAGAAAGUAUUUUGAAAUUCUUUGAAAUCCUCUCUCCGGUGUACAGAUAUGACAAGGAAUGCUUCAAGUGCGCCCUCGGAGUAAGUAUAUCCAGUUGGAUUAUAUCAGUGGAGUUGGCUAUUGGCCCAGAAGAAGGGAUCAGUUAUCUCACAGACAAGGGCUCGAAUCCCACCCAUCUGGCAGACUUUACUCAGGUCCAAACAAUUCAGUAUUCCAGCAGCGAAGACAAAGACAGAAAGGGGAUGUUGCAGCUGAAAAUUGCUGGUGCCCCAGAGCCUCUGACUGUUACAGCCCCGUCCCUCACCAUCGCUGAAAACAUGGCGGAUUUGAUAGAUGGAUACUGUCGCCUCGUCAGUGGAGCCUCAGAAUCUUUUAUCAUCAGGCCACAGAAAGAAGGCGAGAGAGCUCUACCAUCUUUACCAAAGCUGGCCAACAACGAGAAGCAUGGGGUACGGCCGCACGCAGUCUCCGUGUCAGAUGAAUUUAGUGGGGACGAGACAGACGACUAUGCGGAGAUUAUAGAUGAAGAGGACACAUACACGAUGCCUUCCACAGUUAUGUCUUACUUUAUGGCAGGAUUUCUAGAAAGUUAUGGAUUAGACGAAGCUGGCGAUUACGAGAUCCAGAGAGAUUGCAUUGAGCUUGGCCGCUGCAUCGGGGAAGGGCAGUUUGGAGAUGUUCACCAAGGGGUUUACAUGAGUCUGGAGAAUCCAGCCAUGGCCGUCGCAAUCAAAACCUGUAAGAAUUGCACAUCAGACAGUGUGAGAGAAAAGUUCUUACAAGAGGCCUUAACUAUGCGCCAGUUUGAACACCCGCACAUUGUCAAGUUAAUUGGAGUCAUUACAGAGAACCCAGUCUGGAUUAUCAUGGAGCUGUGCACCCUGGGAGAGCUGAGAUCAUUUUUACAAGUCAGAAAAUACAGCCUGGAUCUGGCAUCCUUGAUCCUCUACUCUUACCAGCUCAGCACUGCACUCGCCUACUUGGAAAGUAAAAGAUUUGUACAUAGGGAUAUUGCUGCUAGAAAUGUACUGGUCUCAUCCUCAGACUGUGUCAAAUUAGGAGACUUUGGCCUCUCCAGAUAUAUGGAGGACAGUACUUAUUAUAAAGCUUCCAAAGGGAAAUUGCCCAUUAAAUGGAUGGCACCGGAGUCCAUUAACUUUAGACGUUUUACCUCUGCCAGUGACGUGUGGAUGUUUGGUGUGUGCAUGUGGGAAAUAUUAAUGUAUGGAGUUAAGCCUUUUCAAGGGGUAAAGAACAACGAUGUGAUUGGUCGAAUUGAGAAUGGAGAACGCUUGCCGAUGCCCCCCAACUGCCCGCCCACUCUGUACAGCCUUAUGACUAAGUGUUGGGCGUAUGAUCCAAGCAGGAGGCCGCGGUUUACUGAACUCAAAGCACAACUCAGUACUGUACUGGAAGAGGAGAAGUUGCAGCAGGAGGAGCGGAUGAGGAUGGAAUCCCGCCGGCAGGUGACGGUGUCCUGGGAUUCAGGAUCGGAGGAGGCCCCCCCAAAGCCCAGCAGACCCGGUUACCCCAGCCCAAGGUCCAGCGAGGGAUUUUUCCCCAGUCCUCAACACAUGGUGCAGCCCAAUCACUACCAGGUUUCUGGUUUUUCCGUUUCCCAUGGGAUUCCUUCCAUGUCAGGAAACAUGUAUCCAGGUCAGGCAUCCGUUCUAGAUCACAUGGAUUCCUGGAACCACCGGACACCUGAUAUAAACAUGUGGCAGCCCAGUAUGGAGGAUUCUGGGCCCAUGGACAUGAGGAGUUUGGCCCAGGUUCUUCCGACUCAUUUCAUGGAGGAAAGGCUAAUACGGCAGCAGCAAGAGAUGGAAGAAGAUCAGCGCUGGCUGGAAAAGGAGGAGAGAUUUUUGAAGCCAGACGUGCGGCUCUCCCGGGGCUCCGUAGACCAUGUGGAUGGAAACAUUCAGUGCCCGGCUGGUAACCAGCACAUCUACCAACCCAUUGGAAAGCCAGAUCAUGUGGCUCCACCAAAGAAACCACCACGACCCGGGGCCCCCAGUCACCUGGGCAACCUGCCUGCACACAACAGUCCAUUGGACAGCUACAAUGAAGGUGUAAAGCCAUGGCGGAUUCAACCCCAGGAAAUCAGCCCCCCGCCAACUGCCAACCUGGACCGAACCAAUGACAAAGUCUACGAAAAUGUGACGGGUCUUGUUAAAGCUGUGAUAGAAAUGUCUAGUAGGAUCCAGCCGGCUGCCCCCGAGGAAUAUGUUCCCAUGGUCAAGGGGGUGGGGCUGGCGCUGCGGACGUUAUUGGCGACUGUAGAUGAAACCAUUCCUGUUCUUCCCGCCAGUUCACACAGAGAGAUUGAGAUGGCGCAGAAGCUGCUGAAUUCAGACCUGGCCGAGCUGAUCAAUAAGAUGAAGUUGGCGCAGCAGUACGUCAUGACCAGUUUGCAGCAGGAAUACAAGAAGCACAUGCUGACGGCCGCACACGCUUUAGCUGUCGACGCCAAGAACUUGCUGGAUGUUAUAGACCAGUCCCGACUGAGACUCAUCAGCCACUCGCAUUAAACCCCUGUCCUGUUUGUGUCAACUCAAGUUUCCCUUUGGGAUUACAUCAAGCCUUCCACCAGCAAUCCUCUGCUUCCCCAGCGGGGCCCGGGGCCACUAUUGCAGUUGUGCCUAUGGGACUGACUUAGUGACAACUCCAUAGCAACGGAGAGAAUGAGCCCGCCCAGUAGCAUGGGACGGCAAAUCCAACAUGGCGGACAGAGGCUGCUCAUAGUGCGGUGGACGGGAACGGGAUUUCCCGUAAAAACCAGGAGCAGCAACGUGUGGCUAAUACUCGGCAGCUGUGGCAACUGGAACCUUUCGUUCUCUUCAUGUCACUCACCGGAUUUACCCACAAUACACCGGGCUCUCGUCUCCCGCCACAGACGCUGAUCAGUGAUUCGUUAACUUUUACCUUCUUCUUUCACUUCCGUGCGGAUGGACAGACGCAUUUCAUUGGAGCAACCGCAAAUUUUUUGUUUUUAUUUUUCACCCAAAUAAAAUGUUUUUUUUCUUUUAUUUUUGUAAAUGUGCUACUGGCGCUGAAUCGCUGCUUAAAGUCUCUGCACAGACAUUUCCAAAGCCAUUAAUUGUUUUUAAUUAAUUUAUAAAGAAGUCUCACGCUCAUGACUAACAUUUUUACUCACGUCCCUCAUUGGCCAACGCUACGACCAGGAACUUCCACUUCCUCUUCCUGUUUUUUAUCUGCAUUAUUAUUAUUAUUAUCAUCCAAAUAAAUUAUCAGAUCGUUUUGUUUAACAUGAACCUCCUGUUGGUUUGCCAGGGGGCUAUAAAUUAUUCUCAGGAAGAAUAGAAUGGACUUGUACAUAAACUUUACCUAUUAAACAGGUGUGUGACCUGCAA
This is a messenger RNA of Xenopus laevis (African clawed frog), 4507 nucleotides long. It is a transcript of the gene ptk2.S, whose product is annotated as protein tyrosine kinase 2 S homeolog. Gene Ontology annotation, biological process: cell differentiation; positive regulation of cell population proliferation; signal complex assembly. Gene Ontology annotation, molecular function: non-membrane spanning protein tyrosine kinase activity; protein tyrosine kinase activity; kinase activity. The coding region runs from base 347 to 3664 and encodes 1105 amino acids. Lineage: Eukaryota; Metazoa; Chordata; Amphibia; Anura; Pipidae. The record is from RefSeq and is a predicted model, not a curated record. Gene Ontology annotation, cellular component: focal adhesion; cytoplasm; plasma membrane. The transcript is spliced from 35 exons.